Callithrix jacchus (white-tufted-ear marmoset) is the source of this 5677-nucleotide messenger RNA. It is a transcript of the gene AIM2, whose product is annotated as absent in melanoma 2. Gene Ontology annotation, molecular function: double-stranded DNA binding. The record is from RefSeq and is a predicted model, not a curated record. Lineage: Eukaryota; Metazoa; Chordata; Mammalia; Primates; Cebidae. Gene Ontology annotation, biological process: cellular response to interferon-beta; activation of innate immune response. Gene Ontology annotation, cellular component: AIM2 inflammasome complex; nucleoplasm; cytosol.
AAAUAGACCACAACUAGCUAACUUGAUGAUUCAAAAUGCUGGUGUGGUGUCUGCAGUAAUGAAGACCAUUCAUAUUUUUCAGAAGUUGAAUUACAUGCUUUUGGCAAAACGUCUUCAGGAAGAGAAGGAGAAAGGUAAAGUGGGAUCCUGCCCUGCCCAGUCCCUUUCUUCGCCAAGCCUGGGCCUUUCCUUUUACGGCGUCCCUGGGAUAUGGCCCCCAGUGCACGUUUGUUGGAAUUUGUUUGCUAACUUAGUGCACUUGUCUCUUUGCCUCCUUUUACUGAGAAUCACCUCUAGGAAGUGUUUGGUACAAAUUCCACAAAUCCAUUCCAUCUUCUGUUGGCAUCUCUUGUUCCAACGCUUAGAGUUACCACUUCCAUUUAUCGUCUUUUCUCUUUGCCUAUCUGUCUCCAGUUCAAUUGCAGUGAACUUGGAUGUAGGAUUUCUUUUUCUUUUUUUUUUUUUGAGACAGAGUUUCGCUCUUGUUACCCAGACUGGAGUGCAAUGGCACGAUCUCGGCUCACCGCAACCUCUGCCUUCUGGGUUCAGGCAAUUCUCCUGCCUCAGCCUCCCGAGUAGCUGGGACUACAGGCACACACCACCAUGCCCAGCUAAUUUUUGUGUUUUUAGUAGAGACGGGGUUUCACCUUGUUGACCAGGAUGGUCUCAAUCUCUUGACCUCAUGAUCCACCCGCCUCGGCCUCCCAAAGUGCUGGGAUUAUAGGCGUGAGCCACCGCACCUGGCCUUGGAUGUAGGAUUUCAAAGUUAACAUCCCCCAACUCCAUUUACACAGUAUAUAAUGCGCUCACAUUUUACUGAAGUCAUGAAAAUAUAAAUAAAUUAUUGCAGUGGAAAAGCGUAAACCGGGAUAUUGAGCACCUUUUCUCCUUCACACAGUCUGUCUAUUCCUCUCCUGUCCCCAGCUUUCUGAGGACCCAGAGUAUCCUUCUUCAGGGAAUAAUCUCCUCCUUCUAUUAGGGGAUUCUCUCUCCUAUCUCCAGUACAGGUGGCACUAUAAAUUACCCACAACACAAAGGUUUUUUACAUUAUUCAAUAAAUCACUCAUCAUCUCCAUCUACAUUUAGUUUAAAUCUCGUUUAAAUUUCUGAUUUUGUUUGCUAAGAAAAUUGAUAUGUCCCGGCUUUAUGUCUGAAGAAUAAAAGAGAGGUAACAAAGGAGCAUAUCAUCCAAGGACUCUCCCAAAUGAGAGUCUCCAAAUGCCACAGUUUUAGGAUUCAAAGUACAGCUGUAGGCCGGGAGCAGUGGCUCACGCCUAUAAUCCCAGUACUUUGGGAGGCCAAGGCGGGUGGAUCACGAGGUCAAGAGGUGGAGACCAUCCUGGCCAACAUGGUGAAACCCCGUCUCUACUAAAAAUACAAAAAUUAGCUGGGCAUGGUGGUAGGUGCCUGUAGUCCCAGCUACUCGGGAGGCUGAGGCAGGAGAAUUGCCUGAACCCAGGAGGUGGAGGUUGUGGUGAGCCGAGAUCGCACCAUUGCACUCCAGCCUGGGUAACAAGAGCGAAACUCAGUCUCAAAAAAAAAAAAGUACAACUAUAACAGCAAAAAUUACAACAGCUUUUAACAGCAUUUGUGAGUGUAUAACACGGAUGACAUCACUUCUCAAACAUGACUUAUAGGAAGGCUAAAUGAAGCCAUGAAAGUGAUACUAUGUACGCUCAUAAUUCUAUACAGAUAUAAACUGUUUGCUAGUAUCUAAGGCACUGAAGAGAAAGGACUGCUUGUUAUACAUUGUAUUUUCCCAGGCUAUGUGAAGUUAGAAGGUGUAGUUCUUAGACAUGGCCCCUAGAUGGCAGUAACUACACGUUGUUUUGAAGUAACCAACUGCUCUUUUUCUUGUCUGGGAUGAGACAGGAAUCUAAGCAUAUUUAUUGGCAAACAUAGGCGGAGAAUUUUAGAAAUAUCUUUUAUUUUGUCAUUAAAUCAAGAAUUAAUUCUUCUCUUUGACACAAAGGAUAGCACAAAGUUUCACCUUCUAAAAUCUUCUCCCCAUUUUGCUGUUCUAAUGAUCCUGGGAUUUUGUUAUUCUGAUUCGAUAGAAAAGAUAGUUUGGGACUAGAAUCCAGGGACUCUCCCAAAUGAGAGUCUCCACAUGUAACAGUUGCAGGAUUCAACGUGUGCUUUUUGGAUGGGUGCAAGUGGCUCACACCUGUAAUCCCAGCAGUUUGGGAGGCCGAGGUGGGCAGAUCACUUGAGGUCAGGAGUUGAAGACCAACCUGGCCAACAUGGUGAAACCUCAUCUCUAAUAAAAAUACAAAACUUAGCCAGGAGUGGUGGCAGGCGCCUGUAAUCCCAGCUACUCGGGAGGCUGAGGCAGGAGAAUCACUUGAACCUGGGAGGCAGAGGUUGCAGUGAGCUGAGAUCACGCCUCUGCACUCUCACCUGGGCAACAACAGUGAGACCCUGUCUCAAACAACCACAAGACACAAAGUAUGCUUCUUGUAUGCUUUACAAGAAGGCAAUUAAGUUCCAUCAAAGCUAAAAUUCCAACCACAGACAUUCUUAGGCCUCCUUUGAAUGUAGGAAAUUUUUGUGUGUCUAGGCUACUUCUAUUAUUAUAGGAAAACAAUUUUUGUUUUGUUUUUUGAACAGUUAAUCUUUUAUUUUUGGUUAAGUGAUCCCUCUCCAUAGCCAUUGCAUGUCUGCAUGUAGAGUGCUAUAUGCUGUUCUACUCACAACCUCACCUCACAGAAGAUAGACGAUACCUGGAGAAUCUUUAAUGAAGACAGAGGCAAUAAUCAGUAGACAAGAGAAGCUUUUGUAGGAAGCAAAAUGAGAUAAUGUAAGGACAUGGAAGCCUAGAGAAAAGAAGCUAAGAGAAAACGUGAUCAAAGUCUACAAAAGUCCUGUAAGAUUAAAAUAAAAUGCUCAAAAGGAUAAAUGAAAUAAUAAACAACAAUGUGCACCCUGAUUAUUAAGGCAAAUGAGAGAUUCAUAGUGGGCAGACAAGCUUAUUCAUAAAUAUUGCUUUGGUACCACUGUGUGAGAUGAAAUAUGGCUGAUGUGAUGUGGCAGAAUGAUAGGUGGAUUCCCUUGACCUCCCGUGACUGUUUUCUCUAGUAUGCUGUCAUCAUAGAAGGCAGACUUUAUCUGCAUACCUUUCUGAAACCAGUUUCAUGGAACUAACCUACCAUUGGAAGAUUAGUUUAACUUCUUUCUAGAGCAGAGAUCCUGCUACAAAAUCCCAGUCAGUCAACCACUUUGUGCCUCUUUGAAAGGUAAUGACAGAGUACCUACUACCUCUUAAGACAGUUCAUUCUACUCUUAGUUCUAAUAAUCAGUUUCUCUUUUUACUACAAUCCAAGUGAUGGCCUUGUUAUUUCAGCCCAGAAUUGCUCAAAUUCUAUCAGAAAUGACAGCUGAGAAUUUUUCAGUCCCUCUUCUGCCUGAGAGUGCCUUAAGUCACCAAACAUGGCCAUCUUAUUACAUGGUCUUUCUAAAAAUCACGACUAGGAAUUGGCUUUUCAAAAUAACAUAUAACCUGACCAUAGACCUGGAGGAGCCCAGCCAGAUUAUACAACUGCAUUUUGUAGGCAUUAGUGAGGAGCCAACAUGCCACCCAUCCAUCCAUUUCUUCAUCCAUUCAGUAAACAUCUAUUGAAUUGCUAAUAGAUGCAAGGAAUCCUUUUAGGUCCUUAUGAGAAAACAAGGAGUUAAAAACAAAUCCAGAUUUUGUACAGCUUAUACUCUAAAGGGAAGGUAGACAUUUUCUUACAAGGCAAAUGAAUCCAUGUGGUGAACGGAGAACAAAAGCUCUGAUGGAAAGGAAGGAGGUUCUUUAGCAGCUGUGUCGAAGGAGCAUUAACAUGAGCCAGGAGUUAGAGCUGGUGUUGGCCAAAUGCAGGUUCCACAGGGAAGUGACCCUUGAGCUAAGCUCUGAAAAAUCCAUAGCAGUUAAAGGUACCUUCAGUCAGAGGGAACACUGUGUGAAAAUCCCCAUGAGCAAGUGUUGACCUGCCUGAGGACUGAGAGAAGGCCAGUAUGGCUGGAGUACAGAGAAUCAAUCUUCAGAGGGCAGGAUGCGGUCCCCUUGACAGACAGUGCAAAGCCUUGUAGAACAUAAUCAGAAAUCUGCCUUUGUUUCAUAGCAGCAGUUGAUUCAUUUUCGCUACGAUGUGAGAUUUCAUUUAACUUAUAAUCACAUAUACACAUAAACUCAUAUACAUAUGUAGAGAGAGAAUUGGUCUGUUUUUGAUUGUUAUUUUAGUCAUUUGAGGCCAUUGUGAAUAAUGCUGCUAUGAAUAUUUAUGCACAUUAUAAGCGUUAUGUACUUAUCUUUGUAUGUGUGUGUGUGUGUGUUUCUUUUGACUGUACACCUCUGCGUGGAAUUGCUGGAUGUUAAGGUAAGUAGAUAUUGAAUUUUAACAAAUAGUGUCCCAAACCAUUUUCCAAUGUGUUAUACAAUUUAAGCCUACUACUUCCUAGUUUCUUUUAUUUUUGUUUUUGUUUUUGAGACAGACAGGGUCUCACCAUGUCAUCCAAGCUGGAGUGCAGUGGUGUGAUCACGGCUCACUGCAGCCUUGAACUCCUGGGCUCAAGUUAUCCUCCUGCCUCAGCCUCCCAAGUAGCUGCGACUGAAGACAUGUGCCAUUGCACCUGGCUAAUUUUGAAAACAUUUUCUGUAAAUAUGGGGUCUCCCUAUGUUGACCAAGCUGGUCUCAAACUCCUGGCGGCCUCAAGCUAUCCUCCAGCCUUGGCCUCCCAAAGUGCUGAGAUUACAGUUGAUCAGAAAUACAAACCCGUAACAAAACCAAAGCCACUAAGUCAAGCUGAAAUGAGUCCUGCUGCGUCUGCAGCCAUCAGAAAAGAUGUCACAAAGCAACGUGCUGCACCAAAAGUCUCUCCUCAUAUUAAGCCUGAGCAGAAACAGAUGGUGGCCCAGCAGCCCUCUAUCAGAGAAGGGUUUCAGAAAGACCCUUUGCCGGUUAUGGUACUGAAAGCAAUGAAGCCCUUCAUGUUUGAGACCCAAGAAGGCAAGCAAGAGAUGUUUCAUGCUACAGUGGCUACCGAGAAGGAAUUCUUCUUUGUAAAAGUUUUUAAUACACUGCUAAGAGAUAAAUUCAUUCCAAAGACAAUAAUUAUCAUAUCAAGGUAUUAUCGGCACAGCGGUUUCUUAGAAGUAACUAGUGCCUCACGUGUGUUAGAUGCUGAAUCUGACCAAAAGGUUAAUGUCCCUCCGAACAUUAUCAGAAAAGCUGGGGAAACCCCGAAGAUCAGCACACUUCAAACUCAGCCCCUUGGAACAAUUGUGAAUGGGUUGUUUGUAGUCCGGAAGGUGACAGGAAAGAAGAAAGGUGUAUUAAACCUAAGUGACAACACUGGGAAUAUGGAUGUACUGGUGGCUGGAAACCAGGACACAAUAAAAUGUGAGGAAGGAGAUAAGCUUCGACUUACGUUCUUCACACUGUCAAAAAAUGGAGAAAAACUACAGCUGACAUCUGGAGUCCACAGCACCAUAAAGGUGGGAACUGCCUGGAGCAAAGUCAACUCUCCAAGGGGAUGAUAUUUUAUGUUUUCUAUCAGAAAGCUGGACUGGAGCCACUGGAAUAGAAGACAUUGAUAUUUAGUACACGAGCAUCUCACAGAACUGAGGAACCUCCCUCUUAUGAAACACGUAUUCUAGAUACACAGUUAAGAGAACAUGGGCUUUUCGAGACAC